Aplysia californica (California sea hare) is the source of this 4015-nucleotide messenger RNA. RefSeq names its product protein O-linked-mannose beta-1,2-N-acetylglucosaminyltransferase 1. The record is from RefSeq and is a predicted model, not a curated record. The transcript has 26 exons. The coding region runs from base 243 to 2735 and encodes 830 amino acids. Gene Ontology annotation, cellular component: Golgi membrane. Gene Ontology annotation, molecular function: beta-1,3-galactosyl-O-glycosyl-glycoprotein beta-1,3-N-acetylglucosaminyltransferase activity. NCBI's taxonomy places the organism in Eukaryota, Metazoa, Mollusca, Gastropoda, Aplysiida, Aplysiidae. Gene Ontology annotation, biological process: protein O-linked glycosylation via N-acetylgalactosamine.
AAUUCUGUGAUUUUAGCCUGCUAUCUUUCCUAUUUCUAAGCGUUCCAAGCAAGUGAAUUAGGCUACUCCCUACACGUCAAGACCAAGAAUUUAGGCCUAUUUAUUCUUGGCUUAUUUAUUCUUGGCCUAUUGUGCUGCAAAUCACAUGAAGACUGAAAAAGAUCUAGUCAGAUUCGCUGUCUCAGUCUCUUUUUGACUCCUGGUUGGUUCUGACCACCCUGUCGACAGUCUGAGAUAGGACCAUGGCGUAUGCACUCAUCAGACCAAUGCGGAGGCUCAUCACCAAAAAAUUUGGCGGUUAUAAAAAGUUCCUCCUUGUCCUGACCUCCCUGGCUCUGAUCCUCUAUACGCUCAAGUCUUUAUUCAUCAAUGACGGUCGUCAAGUGUGGGAUGUCAAAAGCUCAGUCUCAAAUAAAUCAAAUGAGUGUGACGUGAAGUGUCUCCCGGACCAGUUCUCCUUCUACAUCCGGUCUGGUGAGAAAACUCCGGAGACAGGACGUGGGCCGGUCUUGUGUUUCCAGGGCAAUGUGUACAUGAGUAGUGAGAUGAGGAAUGUUGGACGAGGAUUCAAUGUUCUCCUAGUGGACUCAAAAUCUCAAGCAGUCAAAGCUGUAAACGUUUUUGACACAUACGUGGAUGAAUCUUCUCUUCUCCGUUUCCUAAAGAAAGAUGCCAGAGAGGAUGAUAUCAUCAUGCUAGCAACAUUUGACGACGCCUCCACCAAUCUGAAAGAGUCAGGUCGCCACUGGCUGUCCCUGUUUGGCAGUUCCCUGGUUUCUCAGCUUGGCUUCAGAGACAACUUUAUCAUGAUCGGACACCGGGGCCUGACAUCCGGAAGUGCCAUUGAAUACUACAAAGGCAAAAAAAUGAGAAAAGACGAUGCCUUUGCACCUCCGAUUGUCAAGGCUGGAUGUUUCUCUUUUCCAAUGGGUAGCAAGGUAAGCAUGGAGAACACAAUGCCAGAAGUCCUGCGAGGUGAGAACAUUAAGCUGGGGGAUCGCCAUGACAACUGUGGACUGCGAGAGUCGUGUGCUGAUGGGAGUGUGGCUGUGGCUGUAGACACUGGUCAAGGCAACUUGAGGAAGCCCAGCAUCUGCGUAGAUGGAUUUAUGCGAAUGGACAACAAUGUGAAUGAUGCUGGCCGUGGGUUUAACGUUGUUGUACUGGAUCCAAACACUCUUCAGCCUACCAAAGUCACUCACAUGGAUACAUACACUUUCGACAGCACAGACCUGGAGCUGUUCCUGGAAUCCCUGGCAGACGGGGAUAUUGUCCUUGCUGUUGUUGCUGACGACGCUUCAAAAAAGCUGGGUCAGAGUGCCAGGGACUCCCUAAACCAGAUUGGUAGCGGGCUUAUCCAGAACCUUCGCUUCCGUGACGUAUGGUACUUCAUUGGCCAGAAAGGCAUCCAGGGCUUCACCACCAUGGAACAGCUUAGUUUUGCAGCAUUUGAUGGAGGAUGGCCCAAGCCUCUUACAGCGAAGAUUUGCGUGCCCAAGAAAUUACCAUCAAGCAAGAUAAUGAUAGAGCAAGAAUGGAGUAGAAAUGACAGGAGACGAGAGUUCUGCACCAAAUACGAGGGAUACUCAGACUUUUGCAAUCCUGCCAAAGUUGAUGAGGAGCUAGCUCCAAUUGAAAUCGCCGACAAGAACCUAAAGGGGCACAAAAUUUUUGAAACACCUAUCAUUAUUGUUCCAGGAAUGAAUCACAAUGCUUUUGUUCACACAUUGGAAACAACUUUGAUGCAACCUGGGAUUAAGUUGGAUCAAGUUGCGGUGCUUUGGGAUGAGAAGCUGCCAGAGUAUGGAGAACUGGCCACUAUGUUUGGUUUCCGGAAUUACAGCCUGGACAGCAGCGUCACAUAUACAGAACAACUGGCCAAAGCGCUGAGGUUUGCUCGCGUGGUGUUCCCAAGUGCUGACCACAUGGUGGUAAUCGAAGAGGACCUGCUCCUGUCACCAGACUUCAUGCCCUUCAUGGCUCUGUGUCUGGACACUGUCAACAAGGACGCCUCUCUAGCUGGGGCUUUUGCCUGGAACGUCAAUGGCUUUGAGCAUUCGUCAGGCAACAACAGCCUGGUGUAUCGAGUACAGGAGUUCCCCGGUCUGGGUUUCCUGGUCAAGUCUCACAUCCUGCAACAACUUGUGGACUCGUUUGGCAGUUGCUGCUCUGACAGGGCAUGGUCAGGCUGGCAUUUGGAAGUCCAGGGCCUGGAGAUGCUGAUGCCGGAUGUGUCUCGUGUCUACCGUACACCGUUUUAUGGGGCCGAGGCCACCUCUGUUGUCGCCAGGAGCCUCUUUCUGAAGCCACGCCGCACGCAUUUAGAAAUGCGGCCCAGCCCAUUGAGCCUGAAACAUCUGAUCAGCACGGACUACGAAGCUUUCCUCAAAACUCAGAUCAUGGGGGCUGAAAUACUCAAACCUUCACUGUUGGUUGACUGCAUUGCUGGCAAAUCUGGAGCUCCAGACAUUGACGAGUUGCCUGAAGUUCCGGUGGUGAUAUAUUAUGCCCAGAAAGAACCCAGCGACAUUCGUGUGUUGAAACUCAUCUGUCGAUGCUUUGGCCUGGUUGCUCUGGAAAACAUGGGCCCUAAGAAUGUACACUUUGGACUGUUAAGAUUUUACUAUCAGAAGCAUGACGUGUUCUUGGUGGGUACGCUGACUCACUACUUUGACAAGAUGAUCUCUGAGGACCACGUGGUCGGGACCAAGGUGCUCUCAACUGUACUACAGUGACAGCUGGAUGGCUGAAGACUCCUUUAUCACCUCUGUGUGUUUGUACAUCAAAGAGAAAAAGAUGGAAGGAGAGACAUAGUGAAAUGUGUAAGCCCUGCUUUUGAAGAAUACUCUUUUUAGUAUUUUUGGUGCUCUUUUAAGUUGGUGCUGAAGUAAAAAAGUUUGAAAAUUUCUCCACCCCCCCUCCCCCCCAAAUUUUACUGAUAAGCUUUAACCAAAAGAAAUCUUGAUCUGAUGAAUGCAGAGUUUGUGAGUAAUUUAUGAUGAGUGCAAGUAUGGUUUUAUCUCUCUGUGUGGGCAUCUUCCUUCUUUUUGCCAUAAAGCUGUACGUGUGCAUAUGGUUGAUAUUGUGUGUUGCACAUGGGUGUGCAUACAUGUUAGUGUGUAUGAAGUGCUGUCAGUAUAUAUCACUGCCAAUGAAAUUAUUGGUAAUGCAGUGGUCUCCAGCUAAUAGAUUGCUCUUCAUGUGACAAGAGAAGCCUGCCCUUAGGCGAUUGUGCUGUGGAGCAAAUUUUGAAGGAGAGUAAUCUCGAGUGAACAACCUGGCAUCUGAUCUUCUGUAGUGGAUUUUGUCAUUGAGAUGAGUUGGCUCCAGGUGUGUUUUCCUACAUCGAGUGUUCACAGACAAUGGCCAUCAGAAUCACACCACAGUCCUCUCACACUGUCCGCAUGCUAUGUAUGGCCGCUCACUGGUUUUCCUUAUUGGAUAAUUCUUCCUGACACCGUGUUUUCAUAAAAUAUUUUUCUCCCUGGCAAAGCCACAAUUUCAAUAAAUGAAGAGGGGCUUGGUGUGGUUUAAGAAAUAUCAUGCUUUUAUCAGCUGUACUGUAAGCUGGAGACCACUGUAUCACAAAGAAUCUUAAAAGACUUGAUCUGAGAAUUGUAUUCUGAUGCUGAAUAUAAUCUUGUAAUCUGGCCGUGAUUUUGUUUUGUCUUUGGAAGAUCUCACAAAGUUAAUUUUAAAAAAUAAGUAACAUGAGUUAUACGAGAAUUAUUAGGGAACCGUUUCCAUUGUUAACUCACUGGAGACUGGGCCUUUUUCGGGUCUUCGUACGCUGAAGACUGGCGUUUUUGGAGAUAUUUCAAUAUUUCAAAUAACACCCUUCCCAAAGACAUACAACCACCAUUUGUACCCACAUAACAUAUCUAAAUAUGCCCAAUAUGACACAAAAAACAGAAAGGCAAUAUCUUUUAUAGUUUUUUAGAAAUGAUUUUUUGAAAAUGUGCUAAAAUUUGUUGCUUGCCAAAAUUUUUGACGUAAUGUCUAAUGUUGAAAAAAA